AACGAACCUCGCUUACGUACUUCCCUCGAAAGAUCAGGCUGAAGCUGGCCUGCGUGGCGCUGCGAGCGAGCGAGACGUAGUGGCUGGGCAGCGCCCGUGGUGAGCUGACGCAGCACAAACUGCCCACCAGACGAACGGACACACAAGACGGAAGGAUCAAGAGAAGAAAGACGUACUACUAAGCAAAAUAAGAGCGGCUGAAGUCACAAGAGGAGCAAGAUGCCGGGACCUUACUUCGGACACCACGAGAAAUGCUACUCCGUGGACAACAAGUGUUACUGCACCAACUCGGCACCCCUGCGCCUGCCCCCUGAAGCCCCCAUCACCAGCGUGAACACUCCUGCUGACCGCAUCAUCGCCGCCUACAAGUACAAGCCGCCGCAACCCAAGACUCCUCCUGCCCCGACAGCCUCAGCGCCAUCCUCGGGCAUGACAGACGUCCUUGGUAUGCAGGCAAGACCCCCGGGACACUCACCUUACCCUAGUGCGCCCCCCGGAGGCUAUGGUUCACGGGACUACUUGGGUCAAAAGCAAAGUGUCCCGUGGCAGUAUUAUGUCUCCUUGGCUUUGGCGGGGCAAGACGGGCGGGGCGCUCAGCCAGGACACAGUGCUGGGGCCAUGGUGAGCCAAGACCGUGUGCCUGGGGCCAUGGCGACGCAGGGACACUACGUUCCUCCCGGGAUCAAGAUGACUCAAGGCGUUCCCCAAGUACGUGUUUCCGUCGCCACUGUUCCUCACGGACAAAAUGUUCCCGGAGCUACAGUGAGUCAAGCUCCUCAAGUUCCACGUGUUCCCGGGACCACACUUCCCCAAGGACACCAUGCUCCUCAAGGACACCAUGCUCCUCAAGGACACCAUGUUCCUCAAGGACACCAUGCUCCCCAAGGACACCAUGCUCCUCAGGGACACCAUGCUCCCCAAGGACACCAUGUUCCUCAAGGACACCAUGCUCCCCAAGGACACCAUGUUCCUCAAGGACACCAUGCUCCCCAAGGACACCAUGUUCCUCAAGGACACCAUGCUCCCCAAGGACACCAUGUUCCUCAAGGACACCAUGCUCCCCAAGGACACCAUGUUCCUCAAGGACACCAUGCUCCCCAAGGACACCAUGUUCCUCAAGGACACCAUGCUCCCCAAGGACACCAUGUUCCUCAAGGACACCGUGUUCCUCACGGACAAAAUGUUCCCGGAGCUACAGUGAGUCAAGCUCCUCAAGUUCCACGUGUUCCCGGGACCACACUUCCCCAAGGACACCAUGCUCCUCAAGGACACCAUGCUCCUCAGGGACACCAUGCUCCUCAAGGACACCAUGCUCCUCAAGGACACCAUGCUCCUCAAGGACACCAUGCUCCUCAAGGACACCAUGCUCCUCAAGGACACCAUGCUCCUCAAGGACACCGUGUUCCUCAAGGACAAAAUGUUCCCCAAGGACACCAUGCUCCCCAAGUAUCCAAUGUUCCUCAAGUACCCAGUGUUCCUCAAGGACCCAAUGCUCCACAAAGACAUUAUCUUCCUCAAGGUCAAAAUGUGCCACAAGGAAACAAUGUUCCACCUGGACCCAGUACUCCACAAGGACGCAUUGCUCCACAAGGACAUAGUGUUCCACAAGGACACAGUGUUCCACAAGGACAAAUUGCUCCACAAGGACACAAUGUUUCCCAAGCUCCACGUGUUCCUGGUUCCACGGUGGAUCACAGACAUGCUAUACCCAGUACCGCGGUGAAUCAGGGACAUACCGCUCUGGGCACCACUCUGCACCAAGGUCAGACUGGCACACCCGGUCCACGCGGAGUUCCGGUGGCGCAGAGUUUUCCUGGUUGGCCGAGUUCCUCGAUUGCACAGAACGUUAAGGCAGGUUUCCCGGUAGUCUCAAACGUUCCAGGCGCACAAACGUUCCCGGUGACACAGCACAUCCACAGGUACCCUUACAUGCCCAACCCUAUGGCGAUGAAGAUGGCUCAAAUAACCCGGGGUAUGCCGGAGGGGAACGCAGCGCAGUGAGUGCCAGCGGAGAGAUUGUGCAAGGAGGAAGGAACGAGGGAACAGUGGAACAUACUAGAUCAAUGUGAAGAGCAGUGGGUGGAACAGUGGAACAAACGAGAUUAAUGUGAAGAGCAGUGGGUGGAACAGUGGAACAAACUAGAUUAAUGUGAAGAGCAGUGGGUGGAACAGUGGAACAAACGAGAUUAAUGUGAAGAGCAGUGGGUGGAACAGUGGAACAAACGAGAUUAAUGGGAAGAGCAGUGGGUGGAACAGUGGAACAAACGAGAUUAAUGGGAAGAGCAGUGGGUGGAACAGUGGAACAAACUAGAUCAAUGUGAAGAGCAGUGGGUGGAACAGUGGAACAAACGAGAUUAAUGUGAAGAGCAGUGGGUGGAACAGUGGAACAAAUUGGAACACUAGCAACAGAAGCGAAAUUGACCUAUCUUUCGGCCACUUCUCUAACUCUUAGGACCAGUGGGUAGAGGCUUGUUUUUCAUUAUUGUUUUCUUUUUUUUUAUAUGCCCUUAAUCUGACUCCUUUGCUGUAAAAAAAAAGUGAAAAAAUCGAAAACAAUAUGAAAAGCAGUGUGGAUAGAAGCGAGUGAAUGUAUAUAUUAAAAGUAUGAUAAAUUUACUGGGGGAAAAAAAAAAUAAUAAUAAUAUUACUUAUAAUGGUCAAUAAAACUAUUGUAUAAUGUGCCCUCAAUAUGAUAUAAUCUAAAUGUGAUACUGACGAUGUGUGUGUGUGUGUGUGUGAGAGAGAGAGAGAGAGAGAGAGAGAGAGAGAGAGAGAGAGAGAGAGAGAGAGAGAGAGAGAUGCUGGUAUUGCAAGCUAUCAAUAGAUUCUGUAAAUAAAAAGAAAUGUAAAAUAUUA
Molecule: messenger RNA, 2856 nt
Organism: Eriocheir sinensis (Chinese mitten crab)
Lineage: Eukaryota; Metazoa; Arthropoda; Malacostraca; Decapoda; Varunidae
Exons: 3
Coding region: 821-1201 (126 amino acids)
Source: RefSeq, a predicted model, not a curated record